This is a messenger RNA of Naegleria gruberi, 1233 nucleotides long. RefSeq lists its product as uncharacterized. Lineage: Eukaryota; Heterolobosea; Eutetramitea; Acrasida; Naegleriidae. The coding region runs from base 1 to 1233 and encodes 410 amino acids. The record is from RefSeq and is a predicted model, not a curated record. The transcript has a single exon.
AUGUCUCCAAAAGUGAGUCAUCACUCUGAUGGGUGUGCACCUAUUAAUGCAUUUAUUGUCAUGAUGAUUGUUGUGUGCUUCUUCGGAAUCCAGGAGGUGGUGAGAGGAGCAGAAUUGAAGAUGAUAUCGCCACUCAAAGACAAAAUUAUGAACGUGCCAUAUUUGCAUCAAAUCACAGAUUAUUCAUGUGGUGAUGCCUCUUUGAAUAUGGUGCUCUCGUAUUAUUAUAGAGAAAAGUUUAUUGAUCAGAGAGCUAUUAUUGAUGUUGCUAGAACUUCAAAUCAUUCAGGAACAUUGAGUUUGGAUGUUGUGAGAGGAGCUAGAUUUUCACCAAUUAGUUCUACUCCUCAAAGUCAACAUUAUAUCCAAUUUCCAGAAGUUUCUCCAAAGAAUGGUUGGUUUGGUUUGGCAAAUAAUUCAUUUGCAUCAAUUCCAGCAAAUAUUUUCGAGCAUUCUGGUUUGGUUACAUUGUAUUAUCCUGAUAGAAAUACCUUGUUGCCAUGUGAACAAGCCAGACAAGAUACCACAACUAAAUGUUGGGUUGAUAGUUUGGUCAAUCAAUUUUUGAAGAAUGAUAUUCCUGUAAUGUGUUUAAUGAAAUUCAAAGAUAGUCCAACAUCUUCAGGACACUAUAGAGUUGCUGUUGGAUACGAAACAUCAAAUAAUCAAGUAUCUCAUAUUAUCAUGUUGGAUCCUUGGGAUAGAGAUGGAAACCCAACUACAGUCAGAUAUUCUGUCAGUGAUUUUUGUAACAUGUGGAAACAUGCAGAGCCAAAUGAUGACAAGACAUGUUUUAAACCAUUCUUUGCAGUUGCUGCAUUCCCAUUAGAUGUUUCAAUGACACCUGUCAAGGAAAAUGAUUUUAACAUUAAGGUCAAAUAUCCAUGUGUUGCACCACCAUCCUCUACAAAGAGAGAUACCAAUCUCCCUCUCACAACAACCAUUCAAAAUUUACAUUUGGAAAUUGCCCUUCUUUCAGCACCAAACUCUCAAGGAAAGGCAACUAUUCUUCACAAUGAACAAAUUCCUCUCAUUGAUUCAUUUGUUCCAUGUGAAACUCAAUCACUCUUUUGGAGAUUACCAAAUAUUGGAAAAACAGUUGAUUCCAUUCGUGUUAUUUCAAAGGGAAUGGUUUGUGAUACAGUUCUGCCUACUGAAUAUGAUAGUGGAAUUUGGAGUCCAGCAUAUAAGUAUUGCGAUUUUGUGGGAGGUAUCUCAAUUAGAAAACUUUAA